AUGUCAACAGAACCCGAGCGCUUCUUCCCUUUCCACUCCUCCCACCUCUCCUCUGUCUCUUCCGUCACCUGGCUGCAACCGCGCCAGCCACAGAGAGCAUGGAUUGCGCGUUUCCUUCCCAACGCGCGGCGCCCGCUAUCGCAGGUCCUGCUGGCGCAAAUACCAGCUCCGCCCUUCUCCGCGAGCCCAGCAGCAGCAUCCAUGGGCGUGGUCCCGGGGAGUCGCUUGCGCCGAGAGAGCGGCAGAGGCAGGGGCACGAGCGUCGACACGAGAAUAGGUACGGAGGGCGGCAGCGGGAGGUGGCAGAGAGGGAGUGAGAGCAGCGCGAGUGUGGAGUUCGCAGGUGGCCCUCAUGUGGGCGCCAUGAUUUCCCCGCGGGGCAGCAGCUCUGCUAGCACGAGCACGAACACGGGCAGGGGCAGCAGCGCGCAUGUGAGCCACCUGGACGCCGCUCUCAUUGGCCCCACUGCUGCUGCGGCGUUCACUGCUGAUGUUCACGCCAUGGCCUGGCCUGCUGCCCUGCGCAACCCCGGGUUUGCUGUGCAUGGUGGCGCUGGUGCUGGUGAGGGGGGGGGCGGGAAGAGCGAUGCUGGCUCGUCUAUUGCUGCUGCUUCUGCUGCCCAGCUACCCUCCAACACCACUGGACCCACCACCGCAAGUGGCAGCAAGAGUAAUAGCAGUGUUGCUGUUAACAGCGGGGUUCGCAACAGAGGCAGCAGCGGCAGGGGCGGCGGUCAAAGGCCCAGCAGUCGCAGGCCGACGGCUCAGAUCCGCAUCGACCGCAUUCCACCGGACACGUCCGCGGAGACAGUGGCGACGUUUGUGCGAGACACACUGGGCGUGAUUGUGGACCGUGUGAAGAUCAAGGGGUACACCCGCAUCCGCGCCCUGCCCGCUGGCAGAGCCACAGCAAGCGCAGCCAGCACAGGGGGGGCAGCAGGCGCAGGGGAGAGAGCAGUGGUGGAGGGGACGCGGUACCGGGAGGAGUGGGUGUCGGCAGGGUAUGGAUACGCAGACUUCCUCACAGCAGAGGUGGCGGAGUUUGUGAUGGCGAGGGAGGAGGCGCUGGUGCUGAAAGGGCAGCAGCUGGCACUGCAGUGCACCAUGGAGCAGCGCCGCGAGCCUGAGGGGCUGCUCUCCCACGCCAAUGUGCACCUCGGCUCCAUCCACCAGCCCGGCCAGCUGGCGCUGACGUGGCGCUCCAAGCCCGAGAGCUGCCGCGUGGAGUUUGACUUUCUGGAGAGGCGCGUGCGGGUGGUGGUGCAGGCAAAGGCGGGUGAGCGGGGGAGGGGUGGUGCAGGGUGGGGAGGCCGCGCGGCAGGAGAGGGGGGUGCAAGGGAGGAUGCAGGUGCAGCGCUCUGUGGUGGCUCCCUGGCGUCCAUCCCCCUGGCGUUCCAGCGAGUGGAGUACAAGCUGGAGUGGCGCAUGCGGGACGUGCGCCUGUGGGGCACCAAGGACGGCACCCCCCCCGACACAGACGGGCCCGGCCUCACCUCCUCGCUGCUGCUGCUGCUCUUUGUGCCGCCUGCCGUGUUCUCACGUGCGUGUGACGACGACGUGUGGCAGCUGGAGCCCGACAGAUGGUUCCCUGAUGAUGGCGACCCGUGGACCCGAACCACUGACGAGCACUUCCUCCCCGCGGGGGCGAGGGCGGGCGCUUGUACAAGCGCAGAAGCAGGCGCGUGUGUGGGCGUUGGGGAUGAUGGAAGGGGAGGUGCUGGUGCGGGGCGGUGGGACAGUGGGCCUGGUAGCGGUGGAGGCCGUGGCGUGAGUGGGUGGAAGGGGCUAGUGUGGAGUGGAGGGGUGUUGGGAGCGGCGUCGGUGAUGCAGGUGUCAGUGUCGGUGCGGCAUGGCAUCCAUGUGAGGCGCAUAGCAGAGCACAUGCGCACUGCAUCGCUGCACCUCAGAGCACGCUACCUGGGAGACCCACCGCGCGUCGCCAUCACCGCCCACUAUGCUGCCGCCCCGCCCAUCCACCUCACCCUCUUCAUCUCCCUCGACCCGUCCUGGCUCCCCAAUACCACCCAAGGCACCGUCCCCCCCACUGCUGUGACUGCCUCCCUGUACCGCACUCUGGCGUACGAGCCUGUGCCCGCUGCCGUGGCGGUGCUGAUCGAGUUCCUCCGCUUCUCCCGCCCUGAAUUCGACCCCGCCAGGAAGUUCUGCCAGAUCGCCCGCGCCAUGCGCCACCACGGCAGGCUGCAGACGCGGGGAGGCACCGAUACGGGGCGAGCCAAGGAACCAGAAGGGACGCGUGAGCACCAGAGUGAGAGGGGAGCAGAGCAGCAAGGGUCAGUUGUGGGAGAGUUGGAACUGCAGCCGCAGUCGCAGCAGGAACAACGAGACACGGAGGAGAAGGCAGGGGAAGCGAGCGAAGGGGAGAGCAGCACGUGGCCGUGGAGGCUACCAGCGAACCACGUGGUGGUGUUCCGGCUGCUCAUCACACCGCUGGGCGCGCAGUGCUGCAUGCCGGGCGUGGAGCUGACCAACCGCGUGCUCACGCACUACUGCCCCCACGCGCACCGCUUCCUGCGCGUCACCUUCACGGACGAGGGCCUAAAGACCCUGUCACCCUCCGCCCUCAGAGAUGCUGCUGGGCGCCGCGAGGGUGUUGCUGGGCACACCGACGUGUACCGCCGCAUUCUCAGCCUCGUGGAAGAGGGUUUUAGCCUGUGUGGGCGGCACUACCGCUUCCUGGCGUCGUCAGCAUCGCAGCUGAGGGAGAAGUCAGCGUGGUUCCUGGCAGAGGAUGAUGCGCUCAGCCUCACCGUUGCCUCCGUGCAGGCGUGGAUGGGCACCUUCUCCGCCAUCCGCAACGUGGCCAAGUGUGCGGCACGCAUGGGGCAGUGCUUCUCCGCACGCUUCACCUCGCUGCCCCUCCCCCGUGCCCACGUGCGCAUGAUCCCCGAUGUCACGCGCGGCAACUUGUGCUUCACGGACGGAGUGGGUGCCGUGUCUCCAGAGGCGGGCAAGGCCCUGGCAGAUGCCAUUGCUCCUUACCUUGACAGGCCCCAAGUGGAGCACGAGGCAGACCCGCACAGAAAGGCAGGCGGCAUCGGCAGCAAUGGCGGCAGGAACAGCGGCAGCAGGGCUGCGAUUGCCAUGGAUGGUGGGAGCACAAGUGGUGUGCAUCGGCAGGUGGUGAACUUGAUGUUCCGCCAAGGGGAUUACGCCACUGACUCGUGGAUGCAUGCAGGGGAGGGCGCGGGUGCUAGUGGCAGCAGUGAUGUGCAUGUGGAUGCUGCUGCGGUCAAUGAAACCCUCCCUGGCGUGGCAGCAGAGGGUGAAGGCAGUACAGCAACCUCAGCAACCGAAGCAGCAGCAGGGGCAGCAGCAGUGACGCACAUGUGGAUCCGGCCAAGCAUGGUCAAAUUUGAGUCGCAGCAUGCGGAUGUGGAGGUGGUCAACUGGACGCGCCCCCUGCCGUGCUUCCUCAAUCGCGAGAUCAUCACACUACUCUCCACCCUGGGAGUGCCGGACCACGUCUUUCUGCACAUGCAAGUCAGUCAGUCCACGCCUGCUCCCUUCUAUGCACACCCGUUCUACUUAUACCCCAGGGUGCGUUCGACCUCGCUCGCGUGUCUGCGCCUGGCACGCGAGGCCGCCAUCGCCUUCGACUUCCCCAAGACGGGCGUGGCGGGACAGAUGCCACACGACCUGCGCGUGCAGGAGUACCCCGAUUUCAUGGAGAAGGGCCCGAGUAAGGAGACAUACGAGUCCAACAAGGUGCUGGGGCGCCUGUACCGUGCAGUUAAAGACACUGCCGUGGUGUAUGAUGAUGACGAUCUGCCGCGCGUAGUACCUGCGGUGGCAGAGGAGGAGGGGGCGGGGGGCGAGGAGACGGCGCAAGAGCGGAGGGAGUGGGAGGAGGAGGCGGCUCGGCAGGUGCAGGAGGCGAGGGAGGUGAGGGAGGGGGCGGGCGAGGGUAUGGGGUGGGAGGACGAGGUGGCGGUGCUGGAGGAUGGGCGCACGAGGCUGCAAUGGGCGCGCGUGGAGGAGGUGGGGCGUGCGUACACGGAGGACCCAAGUGUGGAGGGGUUCGAGCAGCAUGUGCAGGAGGACAGGGAGCUCAAGUGGGCGUAUGACCGCUCCAUGCUGCACAUCCUGCACCAGUUUGGCAUCAUGACGGAGGCGGAGGUGGCAACAGGCAGCAUGCUUCAGGCAUCGCACCGCAACGGGCGCAAGGACGAUGCUGUGCGCGAGCAAGUGCGCAAUAUGUUUUCUAACCUGCACCGCCACUACCACCGCCUGCUCGUGUGCGGGGCAAAGCACGGAGGGGAGGAAGACGAUGAUGUUGAUGACGACAGCAGUGACGCCUCUUUUCCUGCUGCUCGAACGAAGCAGCAGCAGCAGAAGAAGGAUCCGCGGCUGCGGGUGACGCCCAAAGUGAACGUGGUGCAGGGCAUCAAGGCGAUGGUGCCAGACGCUGCUCCAACUGCCCACAAGCCCAGCGCUGAGCACCCCAUCGCCAACUGA
Messenger RNA from Closterium sp. NIES-65, 4476 nucleotides. The record is from the annotation of a GenBank genome assembly. NCBI's taxonomy places the organism in Eukaryota, Viridiplantae, Streptophyta, Zygnematophyceae, Desmidiales, Closteriaceae.